AUGUAUGUUUGCCAGACCAUAGCUUUCCUCAGCAGCCUGGUCAUUAUGUCCACCUGGACAGCUUCAGCUCUUAUGUUUCCCUACAAUAUUCGUUUGAGGGAGUCCAAAGAUGAAUUUGAAUCUUCAGGUGCUGAGGUUGACCAAGCUAUCCAGGGAGUAGUGAAGGUUGUCCAGCUGGACCCUCGUAACCUAGUGAAUUCGGGGUUCUUCAGGAGAGGCUUUGCUCACAGAGGAACUCCUUCCCAUGCUUCCAGAUCGCCCUUCCCUGCCUUUCUGUCUCGGGGGCGUCCUGGUCCUGCCAAAGCCCCCAAGGAAGCUGUAAGUCCACUACACCAACUGCGUCCUAAAAGGCCUUUGGAGACAGAUCUGAAGAAGAAACAAGGACUGCAGAUGUGGCAGAGGGUCAUGAAUAAAGGAGGAAAGGUGUCGCUACCUGUUAACCUGAAGGAUCCGAAGCAGACCUGCACUGCGGUGCCUUUCACUCAGCAUGUGACGGCAGAUGGUUGCCAAACAGUGACAGUUCACAACAAGCUGUGCUUCGGCCAGUGCAGCUCCCUCUUUGUCCCAUCCGAGGGGGAGUUUGCUGAUCUGAGCCCCGGUACGGGGGCCUUCCGCCGACGGGCCCCCUGCUCCCGCUGUGCCCCUUUCAAAGCUCAGACUGUCACUGUGCCUCUGCGCUGCGGAGCCAAAGUCCGGGAGAAGAGAGUGCUGCUGGUGGAGGAGUGCAAAUGUGAAACGGGCCGGGAAGAGAGAAGCACUGAAGCUGCUGCUAACACUCACCUGUAA
Messenger RNA from Cyprinodon variegatus (sheepshead minnow), 786 nucleotides. RefSeq names its product cerberus-like (gene dand5). Gene Ontology annotation, biological process: determination of heart left/right asymmetry. Lineage: Eukaryota; Metazoa; Chordata; Actinopteri; Cyprinodontiformes; Cyprinodontidae. The coding region runs from base 1 to 786 and encodes 261 amino acids. The transcript has 2 exons. The record is from RefSeq and is a predicted model, not a curated record.